UUUAGUGUUAUAUUAAUCAUUAAUUUGUUGUGAUAAAGGGAGAUAUCUUUAAACUAUAUUCCAAAUUAAAAAAUUAAAUACCGUUUAAAUUUUUUGUGUGCGUUGCGUUAGAUAAAUAAAAAGUUCUGUUUUGUGGUUAAAUGUGAAGUAGGGACAAUGUAUUUGUUACUUUUCAUACCCCUGUUUACAAAAUUAACAAUAGGUCUUGAUAUUCAAUCAAAAACAUUGUACGGAAAUAUUGACGAUAUUGGAAAAAGUUCGAAAACGAACAUUCUUGAUGCUCCCUCAGAUAGUGCGCCUUACAAUGGAGAAAUUCGCCGAAAAAGAAGAGAGGUCGAAAGUAGUUCAUCGGGUGUAGUGACAAAGGCUAACUACCUGUACGUGUCUCAGAAACAGUUGAUGGUACAUUGGGUGGGAGAAAACAGCAAGGUAAUCAUCUGUUUGGCUCGCGAUCCUGCAUCCAUAGUACCCGACGUUCCUUCCGCAGUUUUUAUAUCUUACGACGAUGGUGAUACCUACCAAAACAAAACAGAAAGCUUCAAUCUGCCCGACGGUGGAUACGCUACAUUGGAGAGGUUUUACAGUCAUGCCAAACUCGGUGCGCAUUUUGUGUUUACAGACAUCAAGCACAAUGCAAUAUACGUCACAACUGACUAUGGAAAAACUUUCGAAAGGAGAGAUUUGAAUUUCACGCCGUCGGAAAUAUCUUUUCAUGGAUUGAAUCCGUCGAUUUUUGUUCUUUUGGACAAAAAUACCACAAAACAUAAGCUCUGGAUAACAGAAGAUUCCGGAAAAUCAUUCCGAAUGGUAGAGGAAUCUGUUAAGGCAUUCUAUUGGUUAAAAGAAGCGAACGACCAAUACCGUCUUGUAGUGCAAAGGUCUGAACCGAAUGAUUUGAGCACAAUUCUUCUUUCAAUGAAUUUGUUUAAAAAUAGAGAGUCUCAAAUUUACAUUUCAAAUGUGACUGAUUUCUUUAUUAAAGGAGACUAUCUUUUUAGUACAAAAUAUAAUGAAAAGGGAGAGCUGCAACUAUACGUUUCUUACAAGUUAGGUGCCCAACUGUUAUGCAUCUUCGAUUCCAAAGAAAAAUUCAAAAGUUACUUCAUCGUCGAUGUGACCAAUACCAAAGCUCUUGUUGCAGCAGGUCACUCGAACACGACAUCUCAUUUAUACGUGUCGGAAAGUUUAGCUGGCAAUGGAAAAGAGGUCAAAUUCACGUUGUCCUUGGAGGAUCUUUUCGUCUUUUUUCCUUCAACUACUUGGCAAGACACUUGGCUCCACCACAAGUCAGAACAAGCAUUUGCAGAUGUUUAUAAAGUAGAAGGUCUGACAGGUAUUUACAUAGCGUCGAGAGUUACGUCGAAACCAGUUGGGGCUCAUCUAGGACCUCAACAUUUGGGAUCAGUCAUUACUUUCGACCAUGGAACGACUUGGAGAUUAAUUCAGCCACCUGCUCUCAAUGCAGAAGGUCAAUGGUCAGGUUGUGUAACUAGGAGAAAUUGUUCGUUACAUUUAAGUCAGAAAUUCAAUCAGUUAUUGCCUGAUACUAGAUCAGUGGGAAUCUUAUCCAGUAAAUCAGCACCUGGAUUUAUUAUGGCUACAGGUGUCUUAGGAGAGAAUUUGAAAAACCAAUAUGGAAUAUAUAUAAGCUCGGAUGGUGGAGUAACAUGGCGACAAACACUAAGAGAAUUAUACUUUUUCAAUAUGGGAGACCAUGGAGGUAUUCUAUCCGCUGCAAAAUAUUAUAAAACAAAUGAAGAAACUCGUCACAUUGAAUAUUCUACAGACGAAGGCCGAAGUUGGUAUCAAACAGAAUUCAAUAAUGAAAAAUUAAGAUUAUACGGUUUAAUGACAGAACCAGGCAAAAAUACUACUCUUUUCACUAUUUUUGGAUCUUUACCAGAAUACCACCAAUGGAUUAUCGUUAAAGUUGACUUCGCCAAAGUAUUUGAACGUAAAUGUACGAAAGAUGAUUACAAUAUGUGGUCUCCUAGCCACAGUGAAGACAUUCGAAAUUAUAUUCCAUGUGAAAUGGGCUUGCAAGUGGCCUAUCAAAGAAGAAUGCCAUUGGCAAAAUGUCUAAACGGCUUGGAUUACAUACAACUCAAAUCUACAGUUGUAUGUGAAUGCGAUUUGCUUGAUUUUGAAUGUGAUUCUGGAUUUGCAAGAGUUGGUUCCCCACCACGCUGUAUUCGGGACAAAUCUUCGUCACUUGAUGUAUACAGAGUUCCAGCUCCGUGCAAACCAGGCAACUUUUACAACCGUACCAAAGGCUACCGUAAAAUAGCCGCAGAUAGUUGUGUAGGCGGCUUUGAAUCCCACUACCUUCCAGAUAUAGUUCCCUGCCCUUUCCACGAAGAGGAUGAUUUCCUUCUAUUUGCUCAAAGGGAAAACAUUUUCAAGUAUAACUUAAUACGUAAUAAUUUAGAGCAGUUAGCGGUGCCAAAUUUGAAGAAUGCAGUCGCAAUAGAUUUUGACAUAGCAGACAAUUGCGUUUACUGGUCAGAUUUAACCGAUAAAAAUAUUGGACGACGAUGUUUCGUUAACGGAAAUGCUACAGAAAUUUUAGUGUCAGACGAUAUAAUAUCAGUCGAAGGUAUAGCCUUUGACUGGAUAUCCAAAACUUUGUAUUUCGUUGAUAGCGUCCGUGCCAAAAUUGGACUUAUUAGAACGAACACAAAUCAUAACGGAAGAAUGAGGAGAACGAUUUUGAAUUCAACGGUUUUAACUAAACCGAGAGGUAUUGUUGUACAUCCCAGCCAAGGAUACAUGUUUUGGACGGAUUGGUUCCCCCACGCCCCUUCAGUAAAUCGAGCUAAUUUGGACGGAAGCAGCAAUAUGACUCUUUUUGGAAGAGAUAAAGUUCAGACGCCUAAUGGUAUUGCAAUCGAUUAUUUCGCCAAUAGGUUAUACUGGAUAGAUGCUGGACUUGAUUACAUAGGUAGCUCAGAUUUACACGGUGAUGGUUUCGUAAAAGUGGUUUCAAAUACCGACGUGGUUUCCCAUCCAUUUGCCAUAGCUGUCUUUAAAGAUAAUUUGUACUGGGAUGACUGGAGGCUACACUCUAUAUUCAGUUCAGAUAAGGAGAAUUUUAAUGGCGCGCAAGUAAUAUUAAAAGAGAGAAAAAGUCUUAUGGGCCUUAAGGUAGUUCAACAUGGAAUUCAAAUAGGCACAAAUGCCUGUGCCAAUACAACAUGUCCGUAUAUUUGCGUCGGAUUACCCAAGAACCGAGCAGCUUGCCUUUGUCCUGAUGGAUUAACAAUGAAUAACGGCAAAUGUGUGUGUCCAGGAAAUUUAGAACCAUUGGCCAACUUUACUUGCCCAAGCGUUGCCCCAACUUGUGCGCCUUCAUUAUUUAUGUGUGGAGAUGGAAGAUGUUUGCCUAAUGGUUUUAGAUGUGAUGGUGACUUCGAUUGCAUUGACGGGUCCGACGAAGGUAACUGCCCUCUUCCAAACUGCCCUGAAGGAUCAUUUCAAUGCGAAAACGGAAGAUGUAUACAUUCAUCGUGGCGAUGCGAUGGUGAACAUGAUUGUGGAGAUAGAUCAGAUGAGAAAAAUUGCACUGAUGGAAAACCGAUCAUUUGUAAAUUUUACGAAUUUCAUUGUAAUAGCGGUGCAGUAAGCUGCAUACCCGCAGUAUGGAGAUGCGACGGAGAAGCUGAUUGUACCGAUCGUUCCGAUGAAUCUUCAUGUUCUAACAACACCUGCAACGACUCGCAGUUCUCUUGUGGAAUUCCAUCGAAUCGUUGCAUAUCCAAAAAUUGGGUAUGUGACGGCGAGAAAGAUUGCAUUGAUGGCAGAGACGAAGCUAAUUGCACGUUAAAUGGUCGGAAUGAGACAUGUCUAGACUGGAUGUUCCAGUGUAAAGACCAACAUUGCAUACCUUUCUGGUGGAAAUGUGAUGGCAACAAUGAUUGCGAGGAUAAUAGUGACGAGGAAGGCUGUUCAUCUCCACCGAAUUCGCCUAUUGACAAUACGACAUCACAGAGACCCCUUGAAAGAUGCAAUGGAAGCAAUGAAUACCGGUGUGCUACAGGUGAUUGUAUUUUAGCUUCUUGGGUAUGCGAUGGUCAAGCUGAUUGUCCUGAUGAAACGGACGAGUUGUCUUGUGAUGAUAAGUUACCCGAUGGAUCUGGUACUCCUAAUUGUACCUUUGGAAUGUUUCCAUGCAACGAAACUUGCUAUCCAUUAUCUCUUGUUUGUGAUGGAAAGAUCGAUUGUAAAGAUGGUUACGACGAGAAGAAUUGUUCAACAAUUGGCGCAGCACAUCCGCCUAUUGACAAUCCGACAUCACACAGACCCAAUGCCACGUGCGAAAGCAAUGAAUACCAGUGUAAUACAGGCAAUUGUAUUUUAACUGCUUGGUUAUGUGACGGCGACGCAGACUGUAUCGGAGGAGAAGACGAGAAAAAAUGUGAAACUUCCGUAAACUGUUCCAGAUCUGAAUUUAAAUGUCAAAUCUACGGCAGUUGUAUUCCGGCAACUGCUGUUUGCGAUGGUCUUGUUGAUUGUCGUGAUAAAACGGACGAAUUAUCUUGCGAUGAUAAGUUACCUGAUGGAUCUGGUACUCCAUCAUAUCCGCCUAUUGAUAAUCUGACAUCGCAAAGACCAAAUGUCACAUGCGAAAGCAAUCAAUAUCAGUGUGAUAGAGGUAAUUGUAUUUUAGCUUCUUGGGUAUGUGACGGCGACGUAGACUGUACCGGAGGAGAAGACGAGAAAGAUUGUGACACCUCUGUAAAUUGUUCCAAAUCUGAAUUUAAAUGUCAAACCGACGGCAGAUGUAUUCCGGCAACUGCUGUUUGCGAUGGUCUUGUUGAUUGUCCUGAUAAAACAGACGAAUUAUCUUGCGAUGAUAAGUUACCUGAUGGAUCUGGUACUCCAUCAUAUCCGCCUAUUGAUAAUCUGACAUCGCAAAGACCAAAUGUCACAUGCGAAAGCAAUCAAUAUCAGUGUGAUAGAGGUAAUUGUAUUUUAGCUUCUUGGGUCUGUGACGGCGACGUAGACUGUACCGGAGGAGAAGACGAGAAAGAUUGUGACACCUCUGUAAAUUGUUCCAGAUCUGAAUUUAAAUGUCAAACCGACGGAAGAUGUAUUCCGGCAACUGCUGUUUGCGAUGGUCUUGUUGAUUGUCCUGAUAAAACGGACGAAUUGUGUUGUGAUGAUAAAUUACCUGAUGGAUCUGGUACUCCAUCAUAUCCGCCUAUUGACAAUCCGACAUCACAAAGACCCAAUGCCACGUGCGAAAGCAAUGAAUACCAGUGUAAUGCAGGCAAUUGUAUUUUAGCUGCUUGGUUAUGUGACGGCGACGCAGACUGUAUCGGAGGAGAAGACGAGAAAAAUUGUGACCCCUCCGUAAAUUGUUCCCGAUCUCAAUUCAAAUGUCAAACCGACGGCAGCUGUAUUCCGGCAACUGCUGUUUGCGAUGGUCAUGUUGAUUGUUCUGAUAAAACGGACGAAUUGUCUUGUGAUGACAAGUUCCCUGAUGGAUUUGGUGCUCCUAAUUGUACCUUUGGAAUGUUUCCAUGCAACGAAACUUGCUAUCCAGUGUAUCUUCUUUGUGAUGGAAAGAUAGAUUGUGAAGAUGGUUACGACGAGAAGAAUUGUUCAACAAAAGCGAGAGUCUACCAAAUCAAUAAGAUGGAAGUUGACGAAAGGUUUACAAAUGCUAGUACGAUAUACAUUAAUUGGUGGAUUGUUCGACCAACCGGGCUAGAACUUGAAUACCAACCUUCUAUCAAAAAAAUUGGGGACGAACAUUGGAGAAACGAAAGUUGGAUUGGUCAGCCUUACUAUCAAUUUACCAACCUACAACCGUUCACCAAAUAUAACAUGACUGUAUAUGUUAGGAUCAAGAACACACACGUAGUCUUCCCACCGGCGAUAUAUAAUGUUUCUUCCACGAGCGAGUCAAUUCCAAGUGAACCGUGGAAUGUUUCCGCUAGGCAAAGAAAUGGUUCACACAUAUUGAUAUCAUGGAAUAAGCCACGGUCUCCUAAUGGACUUAUUGUUUCUUACGAACUGUGCUGGAUAUACCCAAAUUCAGCUGAGAUCAGGCUUAAAUUAUCUGGCAAUGAAACCUCACAUAUGCUUUCACAAGACUUUGACAACGGGCUUAACUACACCUUCUGGGUGAUUGCUCGUAAUAGAAAAUUCGAAAGUAAAAAGUCUCUACCGGCUACAUUAAUGUUUGAUGGAACAUCAAAUAUAGAAGGUGUUAAAAAUAUUAAAGUAAAAGAAGAGGAUGACACCAUUUCACUGACGUGGGAUUACAGUAAGGAAGUAGAAGGAUUUGAUGUAAGGGUAUUUACAGAUAGACCAUAUCCCAAUCUACCUCCUAGAACCACAUCAACUAAAAACAUUACACUCAAGUUAGCGCCUGGAGUUAAUUAUAAAGUUGGGAUUAACGCAUUUAAAAAGGAUCUUGUUGGACCAACCAGCUACAUCAGUUUUAGAAGGGCAGGCAAUUCUCUACCCGAAAUCGAAUCUUUACAAGUAAUAGUGCUAAAGGAUAUUGGUACAGCGGUCAAGUUGAGGUGGGAUAGACCAAAGUAUGCGAAGAAACUAAAUUGGAUGUAUGGUGUAUAUUAUGGUAUCAACCACCAGCAGCUCUUUGAAAGUGCUAGAAAUACAACUAUAAACGAAAGUAUCACAAUAACGAACUUGGAUUCCUGUGAAAACUACGUGUUUUCUGUUGGUUUGGUUGGUCCUAUUGGUUUCGGACCUCUAUCCGGAAAUAUCCAACAAGUUAGUACUUCUGAAAAUCCCAGGGCUCCACCUAAGAGGCUUAUAGUGGAAGAAGAUGGAAAUGAUCCUCUGCAGAUGAAAAUAUCUUGGAUACCGCCGUGUCCGUCACGCCAACCAGUGUUUUACAAGCUAUUGAUUACAGAAAAAAGCACAACGCAGACAUAUUUCCGCAAGGCAGAUGGUUCCCAUGCGAACAGCUACGUCUUUAAAGUAUUACAUGGUGGAAUUUACGAAGUUAAGGUUGCUACUGACGAACCUAAUGCGAUAUAUUCGAAAGCGGUAAAAUACUUUGCCCCUGCUAUAUCGCCACCCGUCGAACUAAGAGUGGGAGCAAUAAAUAAUGGCAGUUAUGUAGUGGAUUGGAAAGAUGAAGACUUGCCUCAGAAUAUCGGAAAGUAUCGAUAUGAAGUCUUCGUACAUGACGGUAAUAAGUUAAACGAGAGCAGCGCGCAGAAGUUUAUUGUGGACGGGCCACCAUUUGUAUACACAAACGCGUCUGCUAAGAUGUACACUUUUGCUGUAAGAAUAAAAACAUCCAAAGGUCUUAACUCGCAAAUGUCGCAUAGCCUCAGUUUAGAAAACCUCAAUGUGCAAGCUCCUCAAAAUAUGACCGCUGUCAUUGUGCCGAGCGUUUUAGUCAUUAUUGCUUUAUUAGCCGUUGUUGCAUUCCUCGUUGUAAGAAAUAAGAAAAUUCAGAACAGCUUUACGCGCUUUACAAACUCUCAUUAUGAUACCAGAUCUGAAGCAGCCACAUUUGACGACAAUAAUUUAGAAGAAGAUGACAGUCCUCAUAUUAGAGGAUUUGCUGAUGACGAACCCUUAGUUCUAGCGUAAUAAAUUUUUCUAAAGAAAUCUUAAUGUGAAAAUAUUAAUGAGUUGCUUAUAAUGAUUUACUAAUAAUAAAGUGUAUUGGGUUUUUAACUGCGAUAAAGGUUCUAGAAGUACCGGUCUAUCAGAUAUUAAAUUUGGUUGUCUUUCGAUUCCUAGUCUCCAUUGUAUUCUGUUUUGCCACAUUUAGCCCCAUUUCUUCCAUUUCGAUAUAUUCGUCGAUACCUUUUUUCCAACUUGUCGUGGUAUAACCUCUUCUAUGUCUUUCCUGUGGUGUCUAGUCUAGUAUCUACUUUGGUAACCAAUCUUCUCUCAUUCAAACAAUCAUUGUGUUUUUAAUUAACCUGCGAAUAUCCUCAUUAGAACUCUUUUAGUGGCCAAUCUUCGGAACCAUAUGUGACAAUACUUUGUAUAAUGGGGGUCCGGACAAAAAUCCCCACAAAUUCUCCCUGGACAAAAAAUGCCCGGACAAAUAAUCCCUGGACAAAAAAUUUUUGGACAAAAUAUCCCCACAAAAAUUUCCGGACAAAAAUCCCCAAGAAAUAUUUGCUGCCGAAUAGUUCUCUAAAAGUUUUCCCGAAAUUUUACCAAAUCUCGAAUUCCAAUUCCUUGCUGAAACCUUCAAAUUUUACAUGACAAAAGAGUGUGAGUUUUUUAAAAAAUCGUGGAAGGUAUGGGGAAUGAGCUAAGGCUCCGUUCUCAUGACAGGCGCUUUACGCGCGUUUUGAUAACGCGCGUACAACUACAUACAUUUUACUGAAGACCGUUCACAUGCCAACGCGCCUUUUAAUGACCUAAAACAGUUCACAUGCUAACGCGCGUUUUAGGUCAUUAAAACGCGCGUUCUAGGUUAUUAAAAUGCGCGUUGGCAUGUAUGUAGUUGUAAUCGCGCGUUAUCAAAACGCGCGUUAAGCGCCUGUCAAAAGAUCACUGCCUUAGCUCAUUCCCCAUAUCUUUCACGAUUUUUGAAAAAACUCACACUCUUUCGUCAUGUACAAUUUGAAGUUUUCAGCAUGGAAUUGGAAUUCGAAAUUUGGUAAAAUUUUGGGAAAACUUUCAGCAGCAAAUAUUUCUUGGGGAUAUUUUGUCCAAAAAAAUUUGUGGGAGUUAUUUGUCCGGGGAUUUUUUGUCCAGGGAUAAUUGUGGAAAUUUUUGGUCCGGGAUUAUUUGUCCUAGCUUCGUAUAAUGGUAUGGUAUACCCUUCUUUUGUUUUCUUUGGACAUAUUUUCGUCCCACAGAAUCCCGUUCAUAAUUUUUAUGGUUUUUCUUCCUUGCAUAUUCCAUCUUUUAUUGCUUCAUCCAUGGUAUAUCAUCUAUCAAUCUUCGAUAAAUACCACUUUAUCAUCCACAGUUUUCUCCUUAUUUGAAGCAAUUAUUCUCCAUUUAAUUUUUUUUAGUGUCCCUACUGGCUUAAAAUUGUUCUGAAGCCAUUUCUUUGUGGCAUUUACGUAAUUUAUUACAUAUUCUAACUGGGAAAUAAGCCACAAUUUAACUUAACAAAUGAUUUUAUUGACUUCCACCUCGGACGUCGUUAUCAAUAUACACAAUAUUACUGUAAUAUUUUGUAUUUUGAUAACGACGUCCGAUGUAGUAGUCGAAACGUCAAUAAAAUCAUUUUGUAAGUUAAAUUGUGACUUAUUUCUCAGUUAGAAUAAUAAAUUACUGGCUUAAAGGUGAAAUAAGAGAUCCAUGUUUUAUCUAUGGCUACAUAUUGACUCAAAACCCUUCAAAAUUUCCACUUAAAUUAUUUUGAAAAACGUACAUUUAAUAAUUAAUACAGAUUAUUAAUUCGCUUUGGGAACUGCUUUUUGGAAUAUUAUUUGGAAUAGAUCGGCUAUAUUUUAUAGAUGAUACACAGUACCUAAUAAUAGAUUUCUUAGGUCACUUGUUAAUAUUUAAACAUUACUAAACGCAUAUUGACUCUGGGAAUAUGUAUAUGUUAAGGUAAUAAAAUCAUUUAUUCGACUUUUAAAAGAUUUUUGUGAUUUUAUGUGUUGCUCAGUUACCAAAAAUAUAUGUAUUAUAUAAUUAAUGACUUGUAAGACCUUGACAAUUUUUUAUGAUUAAUACAAUGCAUGAUAUAUUUUACUGUUUUAAUACCAUAAAACAAUAUUAUAUUAACAAUAUUAUCUAAUGGGGUAUUACGUUAUGGAAUAUAUUUUAAAAGAAACUAGAGAAAUUGAGUUAGUACUAAGAUUGAUAUUAUUAUAUAAGUCAAUCAUACAAUUUCCGGACUACAUUAGGUUAGCUACGUCGAACUUUUGACAUCCUUUCUGUACAGUCGAACUUUCGACACCCAAUGUACAGUAUGGUGCAAAUGAAAGGAAUAACGUCGUUAUUUCGUAAACCGGCAACUUUAAGGAAACAUCCCGAAACAGGUCAAUUUUUAUUUUUAAAGUAUGACAUUUUGACAUAUAUGUCAUACUAGUGACGUCAUCCAUCUGGGCGUGAUGACGUAAUCGAUGAUUUUUUAAAUGAAAAAAGGGGUCGUGUGCUAGCGGAUUUGAAAGUUUAUUCAAUUCUCUAUUCAGUAAUGUAAACAUUUACAUAAUUAUUUAUACAGGGUGUCCAAAAAAUUUUUUCAAAUUAAAUUUUUUUACAAAAAAAAAUAAAAUUUAUGUAAUUUGUUUAAGUCAGAAUACAUUUUAUUGCUGUCAGAAAUCAGAAAAAAAUGUUUAUAUCACAAACAAACAUUGCUUGUCGUUUUAAUUAAAUGUUCAAACUUCCAAGAUGCAAGUGGUUGGCGGGAGCUGGCAUGAACAUUGAAUUUAAUCGAAAAGCAAUGUGCAUUUGUGAAAUAAACAUUUUUUUUUUGUUUUGGGCAACAGUAAAAUGUAUUUUGAAUUUAAUAAAUUACAUACAUUCUUAUUUUUUUGUCAGAUAAUUUAAUUUAAAAAAUUUGUUGGACACCGUGUUCAAAUAAUUAUAUAAAUGUUUAUAUUACUAAAUAGAUAAUUGAAUGACCUUUCAAAUGAGCUAGCACACGACUCCUAUUCCCAUUUAAAAAAAUCAUCGAUUACGUCAUCACACCCAGAUGGAUGAAGUCACUAGUAUGACAUAAAUAAUAUGCCAAAAUAUCAUAAUUUAAAAAUAAAAAUCAACCGGUUUCGGGAUUUUUCUGUAAAAUCGCUGGUUUACGAAAUAUCGAAUUUAUUCCUUUCAUUUGCACCAUACUGUAUAUUAUUUCCUGUUACUCCAUAGGGCAUCCACGAAGCUUCUCCAUUGGACUCUGUCUCUGGCCUUUAUUAGCUGCUACCUCUCCCCAGCUCUUUCUCAUACUUUUGUAGUCAGCUUCAAUUGUCCUUGUUUUCUUCGUCCUGCUACUGUCCAUUUUAGAGCUUUCUUUGUUAUGUCUGCGUUAUCCUUCCUCAGGGUGUGUCCCAGCCAAUUCCAUUUUUUCCCUUUUAAUUGCAAUUUCAAUUGGCUCUUGUUCUGUUUUCUUCCAGAGUUUUUGAUUUGUUAUGAUGUUGGGCCAAUAUACUUUUUUUUCGGAGGCACCUGUUUACAAAUACUUGCGACACUCAAUAUGAUACAUUAUUAUUUCCACUACUGCACUCAUGGUCUCUGCAAUACAGUGUAUACGUGCGCUUAUUUUUUCUGAUGUAAGACCUGAAUGCUCUUCUCCAGUGUCCUUUUUUAUCAGAAAGAUUCACUCAAUUUCCCUUUUAGUCCUUUUGUCUCAUAUAAAUUUUCUCCUCCUAGUGACUUUUAUCAUUUUCAUACUUUCUUCAUAUCUCUCUUUAUUUGUAUUGUUCAUUUUCUUCAUGACUUUUGGCGGCCUUCAGUAUUUUUGUCUUAAUUAUCUAAAUGGCUUAAAAGACCUGUUUUUAAUCGAAAGGUUUUACUGGUUUGUAAGUUAAGAUUGUCAAUAAUGUGUGCAAAUAUAUCGUUAAUACAUAAAUUUUGUGUACAUACAAUCGCUUCCAAAUCAUUCAAGCUAACAUUUUAUUUCAUUAAUUUUUCGAAAAUAAAAUAAAGCUAACCCCAAUCUCCAUUUGUCAGCCUUUUUUCCGCUUCUUAAGAAGUAAUCGUAACGCUUAAGAAGUAAUCUUGGUUAGCAGCCUCUUCUGAUUCACUCCUAGACAUAAACCUCUGUUUUGAGGUAUCUGGUUCCAGUUUCUCCUUACUUUUUCUUUAAUUUUGUCGAUCCAUGUUUUUUGUGAUUUUCCUAGUAGUAAAGCUUAGUUUGCCGUUUGCUAUCCAUGCCAUUCUUAUUCUUCUUGUAAUUUCCGCAGUUUAAUUUUGUUUCCCUUGCUUUAUUUUAUGCCCCAAGUACACAUACUCUUCUACAUUUUCAAUGUUUCUAUGAUCAAGAGUGCAACUAUUAGUCCUACUUUUUGUUAUAUACUUGUUUUAAUUCUAUUAACAUUUCUAUACGAAAUACUAGAAGAAUGUAGCACAAGAGGGUGUCUAUAAAACUGUACAGUAUAACAUUUUAUCUUAAAUUUUUUACGUUAUCUGGUCAAGGUGUUCUUACAAGUUACUUGUUUAAAUGGUGCAUCUCUGUAUUGUAUAACUUAACAACUGUGUAUUGUAUAACUGUGUUUAGUUAGUUAGUUAAAUUUAGACACGUUUUAAUAUGAUUUUUAUUUGGUUCUAUUUAGUUACUGGCAGUACAUAUACAGAGCUGCGCUAGUAAUAUUUCCUAUUAUUAGUAUUUUUACGGGAUCUUGAAAUAAGAAAAUGUGAUGUCUAGUUAUUAGUUUACUUUUAUAAGUUAUAAUAUAUCGAUGGAAAUGAUGUAAUGGAAACAUGUCUGUGUAUAUAAAAUAGAUUAUUCAUGAUUAUUAGAGACUGACUCUAUUUAAGGUUUCCAGAAAGAUUGUAGACAUUUUUGUUGAUAUACUUAUUCGUCGAUCCUAUAGCAAUAUAAUGUAGCAAAAUUGAGAAUUAAAAAUGUUUUUAACAAUCUUCUUUUAUUUAAUUACAGUAAAAGCUCUUUAUUCGCGGGGUAUACGUUCCGUAAAUAUGCCGCGAAUACGGAAACCGUGAAUAUGGAAUGGUCAUUUAUAUGGGAUUGUAUGGGAUACGUUCUUAGGUGACGAAAUAAAAAAGCAAACAGCUAAAAAAAAAUCAGUUUAAUUGAAGUUUUGGCCAUACAGAUUGAUUAAUUACAUAUUAUCUUCAGCUUUAGGCAAUCGUUUAAAGAAUUUAGUAAACUCUUGCUUGGCAGUUUUCAAAAAUUGCUUCAAUUCAGACUGAUAUUCAGCAGUGGCAUUAGCAUUUUGCCUCUUAAAAAUAAGACUUCGUUCCAUAAAUGGAUCAAUUUUUAUAAAUAAAUCACAAUGCUCAUUUGCCAUUUAUAAACCUUCACUAAGAUUUUUUAAAUUAAAUGUCAUGUUUUGAGUGCUUGUUGAAGCCUCUUCUUCAACGGGUUGUGAAUUUAACAUUUCCUCUAAGUCUGGUUCAAGCAACUCCUAAACGUCACUUGAUAGUAACUGUUCGAACCCAUCUUGUCCUCUUCCACCCGCAAUUUCGGCAAUGUUUGCAGUUAAAAUUUGAACACAGAUUCUUCCUCAUUUCCUGCACUCCGAACAGGCCACAGUUUUUUUCAGCAUGAUUUCAAUGUGUCUGGUUUCUUGUAAUGAUUCUUUUAUGUUUACGAUCAAGCAUUUCUAUUUUCACUUUAAGUAAUAAAAUGAUUUUUUUCGGAUCGAAAUCCGUUUUUCAUUUUUUUUAGUCAACAUUAUAAAUUAGGAAGAUAUCGGAAGAGACGUGUCACUUAAUUACAAUUUUUGUAACGAAUGGAAAAAUAAAAUAAUAAACACGAAAUGCAGCUCUUGCCCAAGCAUGGAACCUGUGAUUGCGGCAGAAUUUAAUGCUCUAGGUUUUGAGUAAUACAUAAUUUAUUUUACUUAAACAUUCUCUUUGUUUACAGUCUCAAAAACACCGAUGACGGCGACAGCGGGUUACCUCAAAGGCACUGCCGAUGCCGACAGCUUUUGGAAAUUUAAUCUAGGUGUAGUUGUAAUAAGGUCAAUUUAAUUUUUUUAUUAGUCGAUUUGCUGACUCAUUGACAGAUGGUACCAAAUGUUUUUUAUUUAGGUAUAUUAUAAAAUUCGAUCCGCGAAUAAAGAAAUCUUGGGCCGCGAAUAUGGAAAUUGGGUCGCAUUUUUUUAAUCCACGAAUAGUGAAAACGCGAAUAAAGGAAGCGCGAAUAAGGAGCUUUUACUGUAUACAAAAAUUUAUUUAUAGCUCACUUACAUACUGGUAUAUUUUACUCCUAAUCUCUGGACCGUUUUUUUAGGACUCGAUGGAUAUGUUGUCACUCGUCCUUUUUCGUCCAAUACAGACAUUUCGAAAAAAUUGUUUUUUUUUAUGAGUUUUUAUUUACAGUCAACUUCUUAAGAGUUUUAAGUAAAUUUGAAUGAACUUUUUAAGCAAGCAAGGAGGAGCAUCCAAUGAUGCUUCGCCUUAAAGGUUUAUUUCACUGUUGUGUUAAAUCUUGUGGCCACGAUCGCUGGAGUCUUCUAAUUAUUGGUCCAUUCUGGUAGAGAUGUUCAAUCAGUGUCUUGUUCGACUUUCAUGGUUGGUCGCUGCCAGCUGUAUUUCGUCCCUUACGUGAAUGAAUGAAUGAAUAUUCAGAUCAUUGUGAAUUAUGAGAUUACUGACAUACCAGGGUGCGCCAGUAAUUGAGCUAAGAACUUUCGAUUGAAAUCGCUGUAUAGUUGUGAUGUGUGUUAAUUUAGCGCAUCCCCAGAGAUGGAUACCGUACAUCCAAAUUGGUUUCAUUAUGGUUUUGUAUAGGAGUAAUUUGUUAUUUAAUGACAAUUUGGAUGUCCUACCAAGGAGCCAGUACAUAGACGGAGGGGCAGCGCUGAAAAAUCUCUUUGAAUUUACUAAAGCUAAAUUUUUCACAGUUGAUUACUGUUAUUGUGUAGAGAAACAUACUGCGGUCGGUCAAGCGAAACGUAGAACAGGGGUUACUGAGAGGGUAUCAAAGUUGCUUUCCUACGAAGGUAAUUAAAUCCAUUUACUAAGGCUGAAAGUCAGUACACACAUUCUAAAUUGAAUAUAAAUAAAAGUUAUUAUAGUCGGUCAGCUGUAUGACGGGACAGAGCCGGUCGGUCGGCCCCAAUGAAUGUACAGGGUUAUUCACUAUAUUUUGACCCCCUUGUAAACUGCUUUUUUACAGAAUUAGAAAAAAAAUGUAAUAUACAAAAGUUAUUCGAUUUUUAAUUAUGAUUUUUUGACAUAUAUAUCGUACUAGUGACGUCAUCCAUCUGGGCGUCAUGACGUAGUUGACUAUUUUUUUAGAUGAGAAUAGGGGUCGUGUGCUAGCUCAUUUGAAAGGUUAUUCAAUUCUCUAUACAGUACUAUAAACAUUAAGAUCAUUAUUUGUACAGGGUGUCCAAAAAAUUUUUUGAAUUAUUAAUUAAACAAUUAAUUUAAUAAAAAAACAUUUUUGGGCACCUUGUAUAAUUAAUCAUGUUAAUGAUUAUAUUACUGAAUAGGGAAUUGAAUAACCUUUCAAAUGAGCUAGCACUCGACCCCUAUUCCCAUUUAAAAAAAAUAGUCGAUUACGUCAUCACGCCCAAAUGGAUGACGUCACUAGUACAAUAUAUAUGUCAAAAAAUCAUAAUUUAAAAAUCGAGUAACUUUGGUAUUUUACAUUUUUUUCUAAUUCUGUAAAUAAAGCAGUUUACAAGGGGAUCAAAGUAUAGUGAAUAACCCUGUACAUUCACUGGGGCCGACCAACCGGCUCUGUCCCGUCAUACAGCUGACCGACUAUAAUAACUUUUAUUUAUAUUCAAUUUAGAAUGUGUGUACUGAUUUUCCGCCUUAGUAAAUGGAUUUAAUUACCUUCGUAGAAAAGCAACUUUGAUACCCUCUCAGUAACCCCUGUUCUACGUUUCGCUUGACCGACCGCAGUAUAUUUCUCUACACAAUCAUAGUAAUCAACUGUGAAAAAUCUAGCUUUAGUAAAUUCAAAGAGAUUUUUCAGCGUUGCCUCUUGGACUAACAUUUGUCUGAACUAGAGAUCCAACUGCCUGCGUUUCAUUUGGAUGUGUUCAUUCCAUGUUAGCCUUUGGUCGAUAUGCAAUCCAAGGUAUUUCACUUCUGUGCUGACGGGGAUGUGUGUAUUGUUAAGUGUGAGUGGAUGGCAGAUUUCCCGGCGGGUGGUAAAUGUUACUUGUACUGACUUUCUUUCAUUGAUUUUAACUCUCCAUUGAAUGUACCAUUCUGCGAGCAGGUUUAGGUGGGUUUGGAGGUGAGAAGAGGCAUCUACUGGAUUCUCACUAGUUGAUAAUGCAGCUACGUCAUCUGCAAAUGAUACAAUUGUAGUAUUGUGUGUUUCUGGCAAAUCCGCUGUGAAAAACAGGAAAAGUAGUGGACCCAAAACGCUGCCUUUUGGGACCCCCGAUUCGAUGGUACAAAUGAUGGAUUCAGCGCUACCAUGUCUAACGGAGAAGCUUCUAUUUGAUAGAUAUGAUCUGAAUAUGAGGUAGUAGUUACUCGAAAGAGUAUUUUUUUAAUUUAAAGAGCAGUCCAGAGUGCCAUACUCUAUCGAAAGCCUGGGCAUCUCUGAAAAAAAUUGUUAAAACAGUUUUACUAAAUAUAUUUUAUUUUUUGGCUGACUUUAUAUGUGCUAUUUUUAUCUUUGUUUAUGGAUUUAAAAUGGUGGUUCGAUUGGUAUAGUAUAUGAACCAAAAUUGAUCUACAAUGUAAGUUUCCAGUUUUAUUUUCCAUCUUGGACAUAAUUAGCAAUGAUUACAAUUUUGUUUGUUACGUUUUUGGGAAUAAGGUUUAUAAUUUGACCAAUAAAAACGAAUUAAAACUAUUAUCUAAAAUUUAUUAUCAAGUAAGUGUUAUCAAUUUUUAUUCCAGGUGUUUUUAAAUGGUUAAAUCUGUAAUAUUUGUCGAAUCCUGUGGUCCCAAUUAAUAUAGAAAAUUUAAACGAAAAUCUUGAGUUGGCUCUUAAAAAGGUUACUAAAUAUGACAAGUUCCGAAAAUAAAUGACCAGCACAGAAAGACAAGCAUUAAAUUAUAAUAUUUGAAGUAAGGUGGACUGUUCAGUAAUUUUAAUGUUUUAAGAUUACUGAAGAUAAUGUAACCGCAAGCAGGUCAAAAGCAGGAACAAAGACAUAUUCGCAAUUCAGCAAUAACUACAUGGCAACAGUAGGAUAUGUGCGUAAGAAAAACGCAAUUGAAAAUUUUACGAAAUUUCAGUACUUAAUAACUUUUUUAUAUUUGAAUAGAUUUACAUGGAAUUUUGUUUGACCAUCUAGCUUCACGGGCGUCACACAUCAAUUUUUAUUAAUUCAUAAAAAGUGACAAAUAAUUGGAAACCAAGUUACUUGUCGUACUGUUGUCUUACAAGAUAAUCUGUUUUUUAACGAUAUCCGUAAAUUUUUGUUAAACUUAUAUAGAAUUUCUGAAGUUUUGUUUAAAAUUUGAACAUACUUAUUUUAAAAUAAUUUAAAAUAACAGUUUGACAAUAAAGAUAAUAAACAAAAUAAAAUGAAAAAAUGAUCAGAAUCAGUUUUAAUCCAGGAACCGAAGCUUUUCACCUCGCAAUUUUUCAGAAUGGAUCGAUUUUCUUGAAAAUUUGAGAAUACGUAGUGGAUAGUCCAAGGAUCAAAAUCUAUAUGAUGCCGAAAGGCGCUUUUACGAUGGGGGUGGCUGCCACCCCAUGUCGGGGGUGGAAAUUUUUGAUUAUAUUUUGACCGCAAUAGUUGGUAAAAACGUUUAUUCUAAGCAAACAACGUUCCAUACAUUUUUUUGAUAAAAUGUAAUAGUUUUCGAUUUAUUCGCUAUCGAAAGUGUUAGUUUUAUAUAGAAAAAUCAAUGUUUUUCGAUAUAUACUCAUUUAAAAUUCACUCAAUUUUUGCCGUAGAAAAAAUUUUUUGAAACCUAGUUCUUGGGAGUUAAAUAACCUACAGUGCCAUAUUAAAACAUUUUUUCGUAUAUCUGAUGCUAAUCUUUCUAUUCUGAAGAAAAUGGCAUUUUUUACCAAACUACAAAAAGUCGUUAUUUGAUUUUAACUCCAAUUUUUUUUAAAAACUAAUCAUUCUAAGCCAGUCAAACUUCUAGAAUAUAUUAAUAAUACACAAGUAAAGAAGAAUGGAUAAGGCCAAUGACUAAAAACACCGCUAACUUACAUUAUUAUGCUUCCAAUUGGAUUUCUCCUUUUUUUUUUCAAAAAAAUAUAUUGAUUUUUUAACCGUAACCUUUUUAGUUUUUAUCUUAGAAAUUUGGUAAAAAAGAAUUUUGUAGAUUUUUAUAAGGGCUGUAAGGCUAUUAGUAUUAAAUCCUUUUAAAAUCAUCAGUCGUAGAAAGUGGUGACUUUGAUAGGGUUGGUAAAGGUGGUUUUUGCAUGUUAUUACCAGUUUUAAUUGUCAAUAGCUCACUCAAUUUUUACCGUAAAAAAAAUUUUUGCAAAACCAGUUCGUUGGAAUUAGAUAAGCUAUAAUUUUAUAUUUAAACAUUUUUUCGUAUCUAUGAUGCUAAUCUUUCUAUUCUGAAGAAAAGUUAAUUUUUUACCAAACUCCAAAAAUUCGUUAUUCGCUUUUGACUUCAUUUUUUUUUAAACUAAUGAUUCUAAACCGGUUAAACUUCUAGAACCUAUUAAUAAUAAAUAAAGAAGACCAAAUAAGUUCAAUGAUUAAUUUUCAUUAGGGUGGUGAUAAGGGGUUUGCUUCUGCUUCCAAUAACUAUUUCACUGAAAAAAAAAAUAGGGACUGACAUUAUUUUCAUUAUAAGCCACUUAAUUUUUGAGCUAAAGACUUGUUUUGUAUUUCUGGAGAUAUAUAUUUUUAAAUACUUCAAAUUAGUUUAAACAUUUUAUCCACGAAAAAUGCAUAAUUUUCCCGUCUUUUGACUUUGAUAUUACAAUAUUUAGCAUUUGACGAAGAAGACCUAACAUAUAAUAAAGUAUAGCUCGAUUACUAUUGGUCUAACAGAAAAUAAAAAAAAACGGUUUUGUUGAUUUUUUCACAAGGUACAUUUUUUUAAGCUAAGUUGUUUUGAUAAAACGAAAACUUUUUGAGUUAUUUGCAGAAAACUGAUUAAAAACAUUGAUUUUUUCGAAUAAAACUAACACUUUCGAUAGCGAAUAAAUCGAAAACUAUUAAUUUUAUCAAAAAAAUGUAUAGUACGUUCUUUGCUUAGAAUGAACGUUUUUACCAACUUUUGCGGUCAAAAUAUAAUAAAAAAUUUCCACCCACGGCAUGGGGUGGCAACCACCCCCAUGGUAAAAGCGCCUUUCGGCAUCAUAUAGAUUUUGAUCCUUGGUAUAUCUACUACUUAUUUUCAAAUUUUCAAGCAAAUCUAUCCAUUCUGUAAAAAUUGCGAGGUUUGGUCCCAUUUUAAGCUUUAUUACUUGGACUAUCUUGGUAAUAGCGGAUGCUGAAAGUUGUGAAAGUAAAAGCUUAUUGCAUUUCCUUAAAUCAGUUAAAUCCGUGUGAAAUUUCUAAAGGGGAAUUUAUCAUGGUAUUGACACUAUCGCUAAAUAAUCAGUAAUUUAACUUAACUUUUUCCUGUGUUUUCUUCUAAAUUACCUAUCUUCAUCUAGAUUAUAUCAUAUGUAACUAUAUUAUCUAACUAUAUUAUAUAACUUAAUGUUGCAUUAAUGUUUGUGACCAAAAUGGAUAAACGACAAAAUAUAACAGUAUGAUAUGUAUGUUGUCUUAGUGUUACAUUAUAGAAUUUGGGUUAAAGGGAAUUAAGCUAAACAAGGAUAUAUGUAACAUUAUGAAAAAAGUAUUUCCCUUUUUAUUUAUCUUAGUGUUACAGUCAACAGAAGGGUUUAUUUCGAAUAACUUAUUGACAUGAAUAUCACAAAAGUCAUUUUUUACAUAUCCUACUGUUGCUCUGGGCGGCGAUAUACUGAUUACCAUCCAUUGAUCAGGUUGAUCUUGGAAAGCGUUCCCACAUCGUCAUGAUGGUUUGAAGAUAAUUUACUAACUACUACAUAGUGAGACGAAUAUUCACAUUUGUAAUAAAUAAAAAAAUAUAUUGGGACCGUGCAAGUUCGGCAAAGCGACACCUAUUUCUACGCUCUGCAACUUUAUUCGCACUUUUAAUUAUAUUGGCCAAUUAUAUUAGUCCUGGUUACUGGAUAAUUGUCAAGGCCAUAGUCCAAAAAAAUAAUAAGAAGACAAAGUAAGAUUCAGGUUAUGUUAUUAAAACGUAAACAAUUGUAUGUAGUAAAUAAAAUUAGUUAUUAAAAUGCAGUACUGCAAGCAAAAUACAAUUAAUUAAAUUUACCUUUAUAUAAUAAUUGCAUAUUAUAUCAAUAUUGUGGAGCAACAUAUAAUUUUUCUUCUUAAAUGACAGUAGAUAUGAAAUGUACGUCAAUUUGACAAUUUCAAUUGACAAUAUGAAUUAUUUAAGAAAGUUGAAAUAUUUCUCCGCUAUUCGCGCACGAUCAUUUCUCAAUUCCCUUCCAAGUACUUGCACACCGCGAAUAGCAACUUAUGCCGUACUGCAUAUGCAAUAAAAAAAAUAAAUGGCAGUUUAAAACAAAUAUGCUGAACUGAAAAAUUGUGCAGACUGCAGCCGAUCUACAGAUACGUCACCAAUAUAAUAUUUUGCAACAUUUUUUCUGCAAUAAACCGUCAGCAAACUUAAUAAUUAAUAUUAAGAAUAUUUUUUCUAUUGAAUGAACUGAAAUUAAUACUAAAAAAGGCUGACGUGACUAAUAGUUUUGAUCUCUAAAUGAGGUGAAAUGAUAACAAUUAUUUGAUACUCUUUAUGUUUUAAUAUAGGUUUUAGCAACAUUUUGGCCUUAACUAAAAGGUUCUAACCUCUUUAUAAUUAUAUAUGUAUUGUUCAAUAAAAUGUGCCAAACAGCAUA
Messenger RNA from Diabrotica virgifera virgifera (western corn rootworm), 20371 nucleotides. Its product is annotated as sortilin-related receptor-like. Gene Ontology annotation, biological process: cholesterol homeostasis; post-Golgi vesicle-mediated transport; receptor-mediated endocytosis involved in cholesterol transport. NCBI's taxonomy places the organism in Eukaryota, Metazoa, Arthropoda, Insecta, Coleoptera, Chrysomelidae. The transcript is spliced from 21 exons. Gene Ontology annotation, molecular function: protein binding. Gene Ontology annotation, cellular component: Golgi apparatus; plasma membrane. The record is from RefSeq and is a predicted model, not a curated record. The coding region runs from base 157 to 7578 and encodes 2473 amino acids.